CAGGCACCUCCUUCAAAGGUCGCCUUACGUAAGGGGUGCGGCUGCCUGGUCUUGUUGGACGGGAGCCGAGGAGGAUCCGUCGGGAAACGGCGGACCCACCUGAGACACGUCCGGGCUGACGAACUCUUCCUCCAACAACUCCAGAUCGCAGGUCGCAUCCACCACGUCGAUGACCGCCGGUUGCGCGCGUUGCUUCACCCACGAACCGUCGCCCACCUCUCCCAAGCCUGUCAAAGGCCAGCACCUGCUCCGCGUUAUGGGUCCUUCCCCGGCUUCUCGUCCUGCACCACGCCCAACCGACGAUGACAGCCCGGCCAGCGCUUCGAUGUCCCCGGCCACGCAGAAUCCCAUCAAGCGUCGCAACAGCGAUGAACUCGGGCCAUUGCCACCAAAGGCUCCGGACCAGAAGCGUAGGAGGCGAGCGUUCUCUUGCCUGUCAUGCCAAAAGCUAAAAUGCCGGUGCGAGUACGAUCCUGGCGCGCCCGGGUGCCACCGAUGCCAGACACUGCGGCUCGAGUGCUCUCUCAAGGGCGAGAAUAUAGUCGCGACAUACAAUGCCAAGUCCGGCCCGCCAAAGACCACAGUGGAAGAGAGACUAGAACGCCAUGAGGAGUCUCUGUCCGAGAUCAAGUCUAUGCUUAGAGAUCUCCAGAGCUCGGCUCGAGCAUCUGCAGACCGUCAGAUCCAGCAAGAAGGAUCUGCCCGGACUGCCCGCAGCCGAUCCCCAGACUCAGGGUCGGAAGGCAUGCCUGAGUAUUUCUCUCGACCUGCAGACCACGGCACUCAGUCCGCGCCGAUCGUAGUGUUGCGUGAGAUUAGCGAGCAGGUCAGCAAAGGCUAUCGGAGGAUUUUCGAGCAUGUCAACCUCGAUCUUGUGCAACUGCAAUUGCUCGAUGAGGCUACGGCCCGGGAGUUCAUUCAGCUCUUUUUCCGAUAUCAAGCAUCCUCCUUGAUCGCGUGUGGACAUGAAGACCUUGUGCAGCCUCGCGAGACCAGGAAGGUUUCCACUUUCUUGCACACAGUCUGUUGUCUCCACGGUAUGGCAUAUCGGAACGAAUUGCUCGGCUCUGAACUGCACCGGCAGGUCAAUGAGCAAGCACGUGUCAGUUUAGGGCAGGCGCUCAUCUCGAGUCCGCUCACUCUGGAAGAGAUUAACGCCAUGCUGCUCAUGAGUGACAGCGGCAAUGCUCCGAAUAGCUCCGGCACGGAAUACAUAGACAGUUGGCUUCUCACCGGCUACUGUGCAAAACAGGCUAUGCUCUGCGUUAGCUUUUCGAAGAUCGUUGGCCGAAUCAAGCGAGGGAAAUCCACAGUGGACGACCACAAAGCCAUCCAUCUGUGGUCAACAAUUUGUCUCCACCACUUGCAAUGGGCUGCAACAACCGGAAGACCCUCCAUCAUCCCACCCGCCUACGUGAACCAGUGCAACAUCCUGCUCACAUUCUACCACGCAACAAUGCAGGAUGGCAUGCUCGUCGCCGAGAUCUUGCUGUACUCUUGUCUUCAUGAAAAGUUGACCUCCCAGACUUAUGUUCUCGAUGGCAGCGAAUGUGAAGAGUUCCUGGCAUGGAAGCAGAAGUGGAACCACCUUCUGGUUUUGCCUACGUCGUCCAUGUUGAAAGUUGGUUAUCAUGCCGCGUGUCUGAUUCUUGCCGUGCGAUGCCUGGAGGAAACUGGAACGGGACUCCGAUCCCAAAUCUUCCUUUCCGACUACAAUGGGGGCAGUGGUGCCAACAGCGUACCUGAUGAGAACAACGACCCCGAAACGCGCCACGGCUCGACGAAUGAGCAGGAAGACCAGCUACGCACCAACAUCUGCAAGUAUGCAAUGCUUGUGCUCCAGGCAUUCCUGGAAGCACCGCCUUUCCUUGCUGAUGCCGUCCCCACUUGCAUCUGCCUUUGCAUCGGCUACUGUGCAUUUGUCUUGGCCCAGUAUGACGAGUCGCAGUCAAAGAUCUCCGACGCAAAGACGCUCGACUUUAUCAACCGUGUCAACGAAUGGAGCAAGUCCACGCCUGGCAAGACUUGGUCGUACCGUUACGGUGAGCUUGCCAAACGCAAGUUCGACGCCCGCAUACACGGUAAGAUGCGUGCAUCGCAAGGACUUGCACCUCCUCACCCCACCCAUCAAACUGCUCUUCGAUCGCCGUCCAGAGCCAGUCCCAUAACUCCUGCUGAACGCCCAGCUGGCUCCAUGGGCCCACCUCAGUAUCGGAAUGAGGAGUAUCAUGCACAACACCUUGCUGGCCAGCCCGUCAUGCCCAAUUUUGAGAUGCCGGAGCAACCAAUUUUCCCACUUAUGGAAGAUUUCUUUGGUGGAAACAUACUUGAAUGGACAAGAUGAUAACAUCCUGGGACGCAGGUGGGUAUUAAGAAUGGAUACCUAUCCGUCGGCUUGCGGACCCGCAUCGGCAGCUGACCAAGCCCGGAUGGAGCAUUGACCCGCGCCCGCGAUAGUCGGCCC
Molecule: messenger RNA, 2464 nt
Organism: Microdochium trichocladiopsis
Lineage: Eukaryota; Fungi; Ascomycota; Sordariomycetes; Xylariales; Microdochiaceae
Exons: 7
Coding region: 170-2344 (724 amino acids)
Biological process (GO): regulation of DNA-templated transcription
Cellular component (GO): nucleus
Molecular function (GO): zinc ion binding; DNA-binding transcription factor activity, RNA polymerase II-specific; transcription cis-regulatory region binding
Source: RefSeq, a predicted model, not a curated record